AUGGCAGGACGAAUAAAGCAGUACAUGCCCUGGCUUCUUUCUUCUAAGCUGCUGCUGCUGCUGCUGGCAUGUUCUGUGGUUGUUGCAGCUUUUGUGUUUCAGAUAACAGAAUUCAACAAUGAGCUUCGGAUCCUGCUUAUCGGAAAGACGGGUGUGGGCAAAAGUGCAACAGGAAACACCAUCCUUGGAAAAAAGUCUUUUGAAUCAAAGACAUCCUCUUCUUCUGUUACCACACAGUGUGAGAAAGCCAGUGGAAGCGUACAUGGCAGAAAGGUGUUUGUUAUUGACUCUCCAGGCCUGUUUGACAAUCAGUUAUCUGCAGAUGAGGUGGUUAAUCGGAUUAAACUGUGCAUCCCAUUCUCUGCUCCAGGACCUCAUGUCCUUUUAGUUGUGAUCAGCAUAGGUAGAUUUACACAGGAAGAAGAAGACACAGUUAAGAUGUUUCAAGCAAUUUUUGGGGAAAAGUCAUUCAGUUACACUAUGGCUCUCUUCACUCACGGAGAUCAACUGAAGGGGGAAGAUGUUCAUCAAUUUGUACACAACAGUCCAAAGCUUUUGAAUUUCAUCAAGAAAUGCAAAGGUGGAUACCAUGUGUUCAAUAAUGAAGAUCAAAAUCCAGAACAAGUCAUCCAGCUCCUGGACCAAAUUGAUAAGAUGGUAACGGUAAAUGGUGGAGAACAUUGCACUACAAAGAUUCUUCAGGAAGCCGAGAGAGCGAUAGAAGCAGAGAAACAACGCAUCCUGAAAGAGAAUGAAGGGCAGAGACAGAAGAAGAUAGAAGAGCUGAGGAAGAAGUUUAAAGGGGAAGAAUUUGAGAGAGAAAAAAGGAAAGCUCAGGAGGAACAUGAGAGACAGGCAAGAUGGAAAGCUGAGAGAAGCUCCUCACUGUUUGAAUGGACAUACGAUGCAUGCGCUGGUGAGAAAUAUGAAGAUGCAGUGACCGGCAUGAUGGCAGGGGACAGUGAUGAUGAGGAAGAGGUAGAGGAAGCAGCUAACAUCUACACUGUCCCAGCAGGGGCAGAUUUCCUCAUGUGUUACUCUGUAGCAGAGGUCUGGAAAUAA
Messenger RNA from Neoarius graeffei (lesser salmon catfish), 1062 nucleotides. RefSeq names its product GTPase IMAP family member 9-like. Gene Ontology annotation, molecular function: GTP binding. The transcript has 5 exons. Lineage: Eukaryota; Metazoa; Chordata; Actinopteri; Siluriformes; Ariidae. The record is from RefSeq and is a predicted model, not a curated record. The coding region runs from base 1 to 1062 and encodes 353 amino acids.